Molecule: messenger RNA, 2397 nt
Organism: Fusarium subglutinans
Lineage: Eukaryota; Fungi; Ascomycota; Sordariomycetes; Hypocreales; Nectriaceae
Exons: 3
Coding region: 1-2397 (798 amino acids)
Biological process (GO): protein localization to phagophore assembly site; autophagy of mitochondrion
Cellular component (GO): autophagosome; phagophore assembly site
Source: RefSeq, a predicted model, not a curated record
AUGUCCUCCAAGUUAUUCUCCCGAUCGAAUUUCCCUGCAAGAGGGUCCCGAUCGUUUUAUGAAGAGCUACGUUCUGGGGAUGAUGACGAGUACGAUCCCGGCAUCGAUGAAGAGAACCUUGGGCAUCGAUUUGAUGACGAUUUUCAUCCCGAAGGACUUGAUAUUGGCGAUAGCCGCAUGACAAUAGAAAGUGCAGCUCUGGAUCCAAAGGGCAAAGGAAGGGCUAAGACACGAAGGACGCAGGCGCAAAAUUCCGGCGGACCGUCGCCGCGAUGGCACCAACAGGACGACGACGGUGACAACGAGGUGCCAGCAUCGUUACUCAUGGAGCCAAACGAAGCAGUCAACUUGCCCCCAACGUCGCCCAGACGAGCAGCCCCAUCCAACAAUCCUCAAGGUCCAGAAGCUGCAGGCCCAUCAUCAGCACGGAUUCCACACAGCAAGUCCCUGCAUGAGGUUGUAGUUCCCCAAUGCACGCGCAAAAUGUCGGGUCUCUGGAACCUGGCUAUUUGGCUUUACACCUUCUUCUUCAUCUGGAAAUGUGUACAAUACUUUGUGGAAAUUCGCCGUCUCCUCUACAUCAGGGACUUCUACAUUUACUUGCUGGAUAUCCCAGAACAAGACAUGCAAACUGUUUCGUGGCAGGAUAUUGUGGCUCGUAUCAUGGCGCUGCGUGAACAGAACCCGAAGACUGCAACAAACAUCACACCGAAACUGAGACAGUUCAUUGGCAGCCAGUCGAAAGAACGGCUUGAUGCACACGAUAUUGCUAAUCGACUCAUGCGUAAAGAGAAUUACCUCAUCGCGAUGAUCAAUAAGGAUGUCUUGAACUUGUCUUUGCCAGUUCCCUUUCUUCGUGGCCGCCAGCUAUUUUCAAAGACAAUGGAAUGGUAUCUUCAUUACUGCAUCCUUGAUAUGGCCUUCAACGAAUUGGGCCAAGUUCAGCAGGACUUUUUGCGCCCAGAUCGCAGACGUCUCUUGAGCCAGAAACUGAAGCAGCGGUUGAUGUUCGCGGGGUUCCUCAAUCUUAUCUUUGCGCCUGUUGUGCUUGCAUACGUUGUCAUUGUUUACUUCUUUACUUAUUAUUAUGAGUACACAAAGGACCCCAAGCAAGCUGCAGCGCGCAAGUACACUUCUCUUGCAGAAUGGAAAUUCCGCGAAUUCAACGAACUGCCACAUAUAUUCUACGAAAGGCUGCACAUGUCUUAUCCAUUCGCCACUCGGUAUAUCGAUCAGUUCCCGAAGAGGAUGACUGAAGAUAUUGCACGAACCAUCGCCUUCAUGACAGGUGCAAUUACUGCCAUUCUCGCCGUGGGCUCUAUUCUUGACUCGGAGCUUUUUAUUAACUUCGAGAUCACGAAAGACAGACCAGUCCUGUUCUAUCUCGGAAUUUUUGGUGCCAUUUGGGCUAUCACCCGAGGAAUGGUGUCCGAAGAGACAUUGGUGUUCAAUCCUGAAUAUGCCUUAAUGAAUGUCAUUGAGUACACACACUACAUGCCCGAUCACUGGAAAAACAAGCUUCACAGCUUCGAGGUUAAACAGGAAUUUGCAGAGCUUUACAAGAUGAAAGUGGUCAUCUUUCUCGAGGAGGUAAUGGGCAUAGUCACGACGCCUAUGUUGCUCUUGUUUUCACUGCCUAAAUGCAGUGACCAGAUCGUCGAUUUCUUCCGCGAAUUCACAAUCCACGUUGACGGCCUCGGCUACGUCUGCUCCUUUGCGGUAUUCGACUUUCAGAAAGGACCAGGGAAUACGGGUCAUCAGGGGCAACGACCCGAUGUUCGUGAGGACUACUACUCAACGAAGCACAACAAGAUGGCCGCAUCCUACUUUGGAUUCCUUGACAACUACGUUACAAAUCCCAAGACUGGCAUCCCCGGCCAUACACCGUUUGGGGGAAAACCAGCCUUCCACCCACCUCCAGCUUUCCCAGGACUUGCUUCUCCAUCAUUAGGAGCAGACAUGCAGGGUUCCCACAUUGGUCGGGCGGAAACGGGACGUGCCAGAAGUCGAGCCCCUGGUGGACGAGGACCACGUACGGGACCAAUGCCACAGCCCUCCCCAAUGGCGUCUAUGCUGUUGGAUCAACAUCAUCAACCUGCUGGGGUGAACAUGGGUGCACGUAGUCUUCAUUGGUCAAGGUAUCCGCGAGCACUCCGCGGGGAAAGCCAGAUAACUGAAGAAGCUGAAGAUAGCGCCAUGAGGCGAACUGGGGAAGAUGACGAACUGUACGAGCCAGGGGGAGAACUAGGUGAAUCGACCUGGGAAACGUCCCCCGCGAAAGGGGUGACUCGAGAGAACAGUGCAGCCAAUACAGACGAUCCUGGUGAAGGGGUAUUGGGUAUGAUAUACCAGCUUCAGCAAACGCAGCGGUCCCGGCGCGGUGGGGGCAUGGUCUGA